AUGGUCCAGGAAGUCGAGAACAACAACAACAACAACAACAACAAUGAUCACCUGGUGCAGUCUUCUGACCCAGAGCAUCCCGCCAACUUGAUUCCCGAGCUCUGCCGCAAAUUCUACAACUGGGGUUGGGUUACCGGUACUGGUGGUGGAGCUUCCAUCCGUCGCGAUGAACAUAUCUUCAUUGCGCCCUCUGGAGUGCAGAAGGAAUUGAUUCAACCCCACAACAUUUUCGUCCUGCAGUUCCCGACCCCCAAGUACCCGCCCUCCGACCGAAAGUACAUUCGCAAGCCCCUCGAACUCAAGCCCUCCGCAUGCACCCCACUGUUCCUCGCUGCCUUUGAGCGCGGUGCCGGCUGCUGUAUCCACACCCACUCCCAGUGGGCGGUCUUGGUGACACUUCUGGUCGAGCGCGAGAAGGGCCCCGACGGCUGCUUCGAGAUCAGCAACAUCGAGCAGAUCAAGGGUAUCCCCCGCGGCAAGGGUAAGGGCAUGAUGGGUUUCUUCGACACGCUCAAGAUCCCAAUCAUCGAGAACACUGCCUUCGAGGAGGAUCUCACCGGAAGCUUGGAGAAGGCGAUGGACCAGUACCCGGAUACCUAUGCUGUUCUGGUCCGCAGACACGGAAUUUAUGUGUGGGGUGACGAUGUGGCCAAAGCAAAGACCCAGUGUGAGAGUUUGGAUUACCUUUUCCAGCUUGCUGUUGAGAUGCACAAGCUUGGUAUCCCGUGGGUCAAAUAG
This is a messenger RNA of Aspergillus clavatus NRRL 1, 738 nucleotides long. It is a transcript of the gene mde1, whose product is annotated as methylthioribulose 1-phosphate dehydratase MDE1. Gene Ontology annotation, molecular function: metal ion binding; methylthioribulose 1-phosphate dehydratase activity. The transcript has 3 exons. The coding region runs from base 1 to 738 and encodes 245 amino acids. Lineage: Eukaryota; Fungi; Ascomycota; Eurotiomycetes; Eurotiales; Aspergillaceae. Gene Ontology annotation, cellular component: cytoplasm. The record is from RefSeq and is a predicted model, not a curated record.